Pelmatolapia mariae (spotted tilapia) is the source of this 2675-nucleotide messenger RNA. RefSeq names its product neuritin 1-like a (gene nrn1la). Gene Ontology annotation, cellular component: plasma membrane. Gene Ontology annotation, biological process: neuron projection extension; nervous system development. The record is from RefSeq and is a predicted model, not a curated record. Bases 130 to 633 code for a protein of 167 amino acids. The transcript is spliced from 3 exons. Lineage: Eukaryota; Metazoa; Chordata; Actinopteri; Cichliformes; Cichlidae.
CCGGCAGCGGGGGAGCGACAUCGGGACUCUUCUUUUCUUUGAAAAACUAAAAGAUAAAAAAGGAAAACUUUGGAAUUUCCGGUGCAAACUUGAAACUUGUGAGGUCGGAGGACGAACUGUGGGGUCAGCAUGGCAUCUCUGAUGAACUCUGCGUGCUUGCUCUUCUUGCCUGUUGCUCUGCUUCUGAUGCUGAGUCCGUGUUCUGCAGUCUCAGCCAGAAGGUGUCACUCCAUCUACAAGGGUUUCGCUCAGUGUCUGAUGGCUCUGGGCGACAGUUUGACGGACAGCGCCCGCAAGGAGGAGGACACGCACGAGAUACACUCCAUCUGCAGGUCGUGGGAUGAGUUCCAUGACUGCGCUAACGUGGCGAUGGCUGGCUGUCCGGAGGAAGCGGCAGCUGUCUGGGAGUCUCUCCGCCAGGAGUCUAAGAAAAUGCAGUUCUCCGGAAACCUUUAUGACAUGUGCUCCAACCGUAACACCCACCCAGCGGCCUCGGUGUCCCCUAACGGCUCACCCAACCAAGAAGAGAUCAACCAGGAGUCUCUAAGAGGGAGUGCCUAUCACGUGGCAGGCUGCCUCCACUAUCUCCUUCUACUGUCUCCUCUGCUGCUGCUGUUGUUGUUUUGGAUAUAAAUACCCCCAAAGAAAUGGGAUUAGUGUGAAUAGAUAUAAACUUUGUGUACUUUUUCUUCCACGAUUCCAUAGACUUUUCACUGCUUCUUCCUCUGCUCUGCCAGGGGUCGAAUAUUUCUAACUGCAUGUUCAGAGGCUCGACAGUCUUUUUGAUAAUAUAUCUCUAAAUUGCCUGUGCCGUUUCAUGCAUAUUCUCUGCCUAUUAAUUAGAUUCUCAGUUGAAAAAAGCUCACGAAACUCACCGAGAGAUACACAAGCCCUGCAAACACAUACAUAGUUGAGCAGAUGCAUACUGCAGCCUCGCAUCAUCCGUCUUUAUCCUGUAUCCUUCUAAAUCUAGUUAGUACGAGCUUGCAUGUGAUGGUUUCAGGGUGAGUCUGUCUCCUUGAAUGCAAUAAGAUAAGAGAUUAAUAAGAGAAAUGUAAUGACUAAGACUUGUUUGAUAAACUUGAAAACAAAGCGAUGAAAAGACCAGAUGCCACAACUAGUUACUGUUAACCCCACUUUUAUGUGGGCUUUACAUGAUGAACAACACCCAUUUCUUAUUUACUAAAUGCAGACACAGUGCUGGGUGUGAGUAGUUAAGAUAUAAUGAUGGUGACGAUGAUGUAGUUCUAAUGUUCUGAAAUUAGUUUUUCAGACUACAAAGUAAUUGGAGUCAUAAAUUACACUUGUUGUAAAUGGAGCUAACUUUGAAGCUAACUAAUUUUGAAUAAUGUUCUUAUUUAGAGAAAAUGGAUCACAGUGUCUUCUGUGGGUGCAGGAGCAACACAAGCUCUGAGCUGAAGUUCAAUUGAAGUCAGAGUAUGCCGGAGUGGUUUUUAUUUGCUGCUUGCUCAGUUAUGAAGUCCUCUGGGGCUCCUCCUUGGCAUCCUACAUUGGAGCCCUACAGUAUGGGACCAAUAUGUUCUCCAGUCAGAAACACAACCCACUUGCAUGCCAAGUGGAUUUCAUGCUCCAGGAGUCAUAGAUUUGGCCCUGCAGGCCUGCUUGAGCUGCUUGUUAUUCUAAGUGGCUGCAGGUAACAGUUGUUUCUGUCUGGCCCAGGAUCAGAUAUAUUAUCAGAUUAGAGACAGAUAGAGAGUGAGAGAGAUGAGUACAGCUGGAAAACACACAGUUCUGCCUAGUUGAAGAUUGAAUCCACUUGUCUCGCAGCGAGUGUGUUUUACACAGGGGGCUUUAGGUUGCAAGUUUACUUUUCCUUCUCCACAAAAAAAAUAAAUCAAAGCCAGGUCGACUUUAAAGAGUUACGCUAAGAUGUGUGGAUGCACAAAACAUAAUCCUCAAGGGGCCGCAACAGUGCACCAACUUUAAGAGAGGUGGAAAUAAAUGAAAUUUAUUAGACAAAAAAGAUCCAAAGAGAGCUGCGUAAUAGCUGAUUGAGUCUAUCUACCUUGCCAGUGGCAAGUUCGUUAAAUGUACCUUACAGAGUUGAAUAGAAGCCGAGAGGCAUUUCAAACAGAUUUAUGGAUGGGUGACAAAUGAAAGAAAAAUGCAACAUAAAGUGCGUCUUGGCAUUGAUUUUCCAAGUCUCUGGAACUCUGCUUGAGGGAUGAAACAUCAUUCUCCCAAAGAAAUUCCCUUUAUUUGGUGUUUUGAUGAUGGCAGUGAGGAGUGCUGUGUAACAAAGCAGCCCGAAAUCUCCUGGAGGUUCAACGGGGUUGAUAUUGAAUGAGAAGGUCAUAGCAAAUGAUUCACACUUUUCCUUUCCCAUGUCCAUUCAGCGGCCCCUUGUCUACUAUAGAUAGCUGAAUUAUCAAUCUGGAACAGUUCAUAGACUGUAUAUAAAAGAUAGACAUAGCCACCAUGAUAACAACCACGGGUCUGUGAAGUCUUACCAUGAACCCUAGAGCUGAAUAUUCUUCUGGUUGCUUUUUAUGUUUUGAAAUCAGACUGAGACUUAAAAAAUUCAAGAGACACGGCACAUUUAUGUUGUAGCAACUUUGCACGAGGGUCCUUGUGGACGUCCAUGUGCAUGCCUGUGUUUUUGACCAUGUGGACUGAUGCACAGAGAAUUUACAUUGCAAUGCACCAACCUAGCC